Molecule: messenger RNA, 2980 nt
Organism: Nycticebus coucang (slow loris)
Lineage: Eukaryota; Metazoa; Chordata; Mammalia; Primates; Lorisidae
Gene: RNF185
Product: ring finger protein 185
Exons: 7
Coding region: 209-787 (192 amino acids)
Biological process (GO): ubiquitin-dependent protein catabolic process
Cellular component (GO): endoplasmic reticulum
Molecular function (GO): ubiquitin protein ligase activity; metal ion binding; ubiquitin-like protein conjugating enzyme binding
Source: RefSeq, a predicted model, not a curated record
AAGUCCCUGCAAGAGGGGCGGCUCCGCGUCAGGUGACUGGAGUUCGCGUAGGCGGGGUCGGAGGUCCUGCCCAAUAGGUUGACCUGGGUGUAGGACUGGCCAGUUGGCCCAAAGACCGAUAGGCUGGGGAACCCUGGGCAUCGUUAACUGCGCGGAGGCAGGAUUUCCCUGGGGAGAAUCUUUGCUCAGAGCUUUGCUGACAGCAAGGAUGGCGAGCAAGGGGCCCUCAGCUUCUGCAUCCCCUGAGAACUCCAGUGCAGGGGGUCCCAGUGGGAGCAGCAAUGGUGCUGGCGAGAGUGGAGGGCAGGACAGCACCUUCGAGUGCAACAUCUGCUUGGACACAGCCAAGGAUGCCGUCAUCAGCCUGUGUGGCCACCUCUUCUGUUGGCCGUGUUUACAUCAGUGGUUGGAGACCAGACCUAACAGACAGGUGUGUCCAGUUUGCAAAGCCGGCAUCAGUCGAGACAAAGUUAUCCCACUCUAUGGCAGGGGCAGCACUGGACAGCAGGACCCCAGAGAGAAGACCCCUCCCCGUCCUCAAGGACAGAGGCCAGAGCCGGAGAAUAGAGGGGGAUUUCAAGGAUUUGGAUUUGGAGAUGGUGGCUUUCAAAUGUCUUUUGGAAUUGGGGCAUUUCCCUUUGGGAUAUUUGCCACAGCAUUUAACAUAAACGAUGGGCGGCCUCCUCCAGCUGUUCCUGGGACACCACAGUAUGUGGACGAACAAUUCUUGUCACGCCUCUUCCUGUUUGUGGCCCUGGUGAUCAUGUUCUGGCUCCUUAUUGCCUAAUCCUGGGUCUCUGCCUACACCUAUGGUAGGGCCUCUAGACUGGCGACAUGCCACGGCUUCCUGGAUAAUCCUGAUCUCUGGAACCAGUGGGAUCAAUAACACAUCAAGGAGUCUUCUCCAUCAGAGGUUUGGAACUCAAGACCAGAUGACAAGGACCCCAGUGUCACCACUGCUGUAAACACCCUACUAUAACUUCAAGCCUUGGCAUUGAGUCCUCUCUCAUGGAUGACAGCAUGAAAUCUUGUUGCAGCCAGCUCAGCAGGUUCUGGCUCUGCACAGGGAAGAGAUGGAAAUAGAGAAACUGGCAGAGUACAAUUUCACCUGAAUUUAAUAGUACAAAAACAAAAAGAUGAGCCAAAUGGUAUUUGGAAACUUUCUUUCAUCUCUUUAAAUACCCCUUGAUAAGUUGCCUCCAAAGCCAGUGGGGGCUCCUUAUACAGUGAAGUUCUCCUUCCAAACUCCCCCUCUUUUUCCUCAGCAGAGGUGCAAGAAAUGCAAGAACUUGCUAUCCCAUAAAGAUCAUAAUUGCAGCCCCUAAAGUUGGAGUCAUAUCAUAAAUUCAACAGAGAACCAAAGAUCUCUUAAUGGCUCUGAGCCGUGCUGCUCAGUGUCUUUGGCCCCAGAGAGCAGCUUGAACGUCCUCCUAGUUUCCUGGCAUAGAUUAUCCCUGGUGAGACAUGUGGCUUCACUCUCAGAUUUCCCACCAGCUUUCCCUAUAAAACUAUGUGUGUCUGUGUGUCUCUGCCAGAGAGCAAACCACUGAUGCAGGGACAACCGCUAGGCUGCAGAGGCUGAAGUGCAUCCUCUCCCAGAACCCACCCAGAGGAAACUGGGGGCUUUGUCAGGUCAGCACAGCUGCAUAUUGAAGACCACCAUCCUCAGAAGCCAAAUUGUCCUUUGUGAAGUGGUAGGGGGAGGGGAGGCCCUUGAUUUCGAUAUGACUUGAUGAAUUUCCCUGAAACUCCUUCUACAUGUGCUAAAACCAGGCAAGCAUGUGACUCCCGUACAAACCCCAUAUGAUUUGUAAAACCAUGUAGCAAGGCUUAGGGAGUCCCACCAUAAUGGUCCAUGAUCUUCCUUCCUGUGGAAUCCAGAAGAAAUUAUUCAUCCCAAGUCUUUGAUUUGUUUUUCAAUUUUAUAGGCCCCCUCCUCUGAAUCUUAUCAAGGGAGUGUAGUGCCAGGCAGGUAGGACAGUUCACCUCGUGGAAUGGUUCUUGCUCUGCCUGCCAGUCCUCAUCCAGCCUCCUCCUGGAGAUCCCUAAAGGUGGGAGGAGAUGACUUCCUCUGAGACGCUGCUCCUGCCUCUAACCCUCAGCAAUAGCCAACAAAUGGUAGGAAGCCCCCCAUAGUGCUUUUUCCCAGAUAAUGGCUUUGCAUACUUUGCAGUAACAAAGCCCUUGAGGAAGAUGAAGGAAGCUCUCCCCUCUCUACAAUCCCCAUCCUUUCUCCUUUGCACCUAUCAAUACCAGAGUUCAGUGUUUAAACCAAGUAUAAAGUAUUGAAUAGGAGGUUCAUUUGCCGAAUCCACUGAUAGGAAUUAGCCAUCAGCUGCACAGUGUGCCUGAUGGAUUUUAAACAUUCCUGGGCACCCACUCAAGAGCACUCUUUUUAUCAUCUUGUGGAAAUCCCCAAAGUCAGAUUGGCCCCUGAAGUUUCUUUGCCCUAGAGAAAAGUAAUGGGAUUCCCUCAGUACAGUGGCCCCAACUAUUAGAAGAGAGGAUUUAAGUCAGACGGGCCCAGCAAAAACAUGUUUCCAGAAGAAAGAUUAAACAAUUGUGGGUAGGAAGAUGAAUCAUUUGGACUCUAAUGAAAUGACGUGAGCCAGGAGAGCUCCACCAACAAAGGCAUCCUUGAAACCUGUUAGCAAAAUCAGGAUGGCCAUAUGCCCUUUGAUUUUCGAACCUUUCAGGCCUCUACUAACCUGUGAAUUGCUGGGGCAGAGAAGCCAACUUGGGAAUGCUGACUUGAGCCCCUGCUCCCACCCCUAUGCAGGUUCACCACAAAUCCCUCUGCCAAGGCAACUUUCCUUUCUUUUGUGUGUGUUUUGUGUGUUCUUGGCCUAUACCCUCCUGCCACCCUUGUGGACUUGAACCACAGUCAGAAAAUAUGUACAAUGGCACACCUUAACUAGUCACUAAUUUUCACUGUUGUGAAAGUGAUUUGAUCUAGGAUUAAACAAAUGGUUUUACAUUA